AUGACUCCACGGACAAACACCACAAAGAAGCCACCCAACCCCAUCCCCUCACCACCCCCCUCAACCUCAACCUCCACCUGCUCGCAAACAUGCUGCACAAACCCCUGCAUCGCCGGUCCGUCUUCCUUGACCCACAAACGCCCCGCAUCACCCACGCCCCCAUUUACACACUACUCGAGUAUUUCGAAUCCGUGCGUCGGACCCGCGCGAUUGCGUUGCGCGCCACUUGAGUUGCACGAGUAUCCGCGGCGGGAGCGGAAUGGGAGGGUUGAUAAGGGGAAGGCGAAAGUGGAGGGGGUAGCGAUGGCAGGAGGAAGAGGAAGAGGAAGAGGGGAAGGAGGGGCGCAUAUGAUGAAUUAUACAGGACAGAGGAAGAAGUGGAGUCAUGAUUUAGUUGCUCGCAUGCGAGAAGAUGAUGGUAGUAGUAGUAGACGCAACACUGCUUCUCCUGCUAUCUCGCCUGCUCCUGCACAGCCGCAUGUCGCUGUCGCUGUCGCAUCACCGGCAUCCAGACGCGAUAGUAUGGAGCCCGAGGCCCAGAUGCCGAAUGUCACGACGCCGCUCGUUACUGUGCUGUCGCCACAACCGCAGUUAUCACCGGCCCAGCGCCAAAUGCAGCAAGAUGCAAAAGAGAGUAGCGAGAAAGAGGGAGAGAAGAAAGAAAGCAAGAGCAAGUUGCACCAUAUGAAGCGCAUUUGGAGCAGUCUUGUUUGA
Bipolaris zeicola 26-R-13 is the source of this 714-nucleotide messenger RNA. RefSeq lists its product as uncharacterized. The record is from RefSeq and is a predicted model, not a curated record. The coding region runs from base 1 to 714 and encodes 237 amino acids. The transcript has 3 exons. Lineage: Eukaryota; Fungi; Ascomycota; Dothideomycetes; Pleosporales; Pleosporaceae.